CCCUAUGCUUUAUAAAGAGAUCGCAGUGGUUCUUUAUAAAUGUUCUGGAGUUGGAAGACGGGAGGGCCUUACGGGACAAGUUUUAUUUCUGAGUAGCAUACUAAAACAGAGGUAGCCUAGUGAGUAGGCUACACCGGGAACAUCUUUAUUCUUGAUGUCACAUUUAAGCGAGAGGUAGGAAAAGGCAGGAAUGGCAGACAUUAGGAAGAAACUUGUCGUGGUGGGGGACGGGGCAGGUGGAAAAACAUGUCUACUGAUUGUAUUCAGCAAAGACGAAUUUCCUGAGGUGUAUGUUCCGACUGUAUUUGAGACAUAUGUGGCGGACAUAGAGGUGGACAACAAGCAAGUCCAGCUUGCUUUGUGGGACACAGCUGGGCAGGAGGACUACGACCGGCUGCGCCCCCUCUCCUAUCCUGACACCGAUGUAAUUCUGAUGUGCUUCUCCGUGGACAGCCCGGACUCGUUGGAAAACAUCCCUGAAAAAUGGGUCCCUGAAGUCAAACACUUUUGUCCGAAUGUACCUAUUAUAUUAGUGGCCAACAAGAAAGAUCUGCGCAACGAUGAAAACGUAAAGAACGAGCUGUCCCGGUUGAAGCUGGAGCCUGUGAAAACAGAGGAUGGCCGGGCCAUGGCCAUGCGCAUUGGCGCAUAUGCCUAUUUGGAGUGCUCUGCCAAAACCAAGGAAGGGAUCUGGGAGGUAUUCGAAACUGCAACACGGGCAGCCUUACAAAAACGGAAAACACCAUCAGAAAGUUGUCUUAAAUGCUGUGUUUUGAUGUGAAUCCACGCUAUCUGGAGAACUGUGAAGCGCAGACAAGACUCUUCCGCCGCUGGGAUCUGUGUCUGAACAUGUAGGCCUACGGGAAGUGACCAUGGUUUGAUUACUCCCUUGUAAUCAGUCAACCCUUGGUUAUACUAAAACAAAUGACUGCAAACAAGGUGUUUUGAGCACAUCCGUUGAUCAUCUGAUACCGGGGCGUGUGUGUGUAAAAUGCACUGCUUACUGCAUGUUCUUUGUGCGUCACAUGAUCCCAGUCUGGCCGGUGGAGGGGUAAAAAUGACAAACAACAUGGAAGUGGACGCCUUAUUCACUAAUUUUCCAAUGUGGACAUGUCCUUUUCAAAGGCCUGCUUUCGAGCCAAGGUUUAAAUUGCUCACUUUUGUGUUUCAAAGUGUUUGCAUAUAGGCAAUGCCUUACUGCCAAAGUUAUAAUAAGCAAAGCAGUACAAAAAUUGCACUCGUUAUUUAUGUCCACUUUGUAUUUACAAUACAAUGACUGUAUUUAGUUUGUGAAAUUGCACAGCAUCUGGACACUAGAAUUCAAAGAAAGCUUAGAAGUUCGAGUCAGUGCAAGGAUGCCCAUGGUGUUCUGUAGCCUGUAUCUUCUGAUGUUUUAUGCCAUUUUCAAUAAAGACAGCUUAAGUUUACGGUAAAAAAAAAAAAAUCAGUUGUCUCAGGUUUGUUAGUUGGAGCCUCAACCAAAAAGUAUAUUUUCGACUUCACAAUAAUAAAUGCGUAGUUUAAUAGUUUUUUUAUGCAAUAGGCCAAAUCGAAGGUCUUAGAGACUAUACACAUUAUCCAGCCUUGAAAAGGGCUAACUAUAGAACCAUAUUGACCACUGUAGUUUAGCAAGUUUUCAGGUGGCUACAAUGACUCAAUUUGGGAGGACGUUAAUUAAUAGGGGGUAAUUUGUCCAUACAGCUCACCUGAACCAAAUCAUUUGAACCAUACAAAGUAGGUAAUACAGUAUCCCACCAUGUUUCUGAAAUCUGAAAUCUACUUGUCUCACAUGUAGGCUGGCAUAUCUCAGCUGUCUCAAUACUUUUAGCUAUUUAGCUACAGCUUCAUUUACAGUUACGGUGGUGAUAUUACCAAGGGAAGAUUGAGCAUUUAAGAUGGUUUAGCAUGUGAGUGCUUCACUCAGUGAAACAUGUUUUUUAUUUAUUUUUAUUUUUUUGAAAAUUGUCAGCAAAAGAAGAGCAGGCUAUGUCAGAGCUCAAUGAGCAAGAAGCACACACUUAUGUGAGAGUGUGGCAAUUAAAAUGGAUGGAAUUGUAUUAUAUAUUAAAACCACAGUCUUAUAAUAAUUACACAAACUGAACUAAAUCUGACUAAAACACUAGGCAAAAAUUAAGUGUUCAGUAGUGAUUUCUUUUCUGAAGAUGUUAAAGUUUGUUUACAGCACUACAACUGAAUUAGGAACAAAAACAUCUUAAUGUCUUCCUUUAUGACUGCAUGUAUCUCACAUGUAUUUGGAGCUUUGAAGUUAGCAACAGAAAUCAAUGUAUUUGAGUUUAUUUUUCAUACUUCUACGUCUGAUCUGACUAGAAAUGUUGUGUUACUUUUCCCUUACAGAUGAUGUGAGCGCUUGUUGUUAAAAUGACAGCUAUGAUUAUCAAUUACAGACGGUGUUGCAACACUGGAAAUUCAGGGUAAAACCCUGGUGGAUUUACUAUGCACUUUAUUAUCUUUGCUUUAAACAUGUCAUUUUUUCUGUGGUUCAGUAAACAGUAGUAACCAUAGUGAAGAUGAAUCUGAGUUUUAAAAAAGUAUCUUUUAUAAAUCCAGCCAGAGUCACAAUGGUGUAAAAGUCACAUUCCUCCCUGUCUUCUGUUGCUGGGCUUUUUGCUGACUUACAGGACAGGAAUGCAUUGUGCUGGACUGGUUAAUUUUCCCACACUGGCCCCCCUCAUGUGCCUCAUUUCCAAUGUUGUUAGGUUAUUAUUCACUGAUCAGACAAAGCAGAGCAUGUUUUUCUUUAAUUUUCUUGUUUUGAAAAAUAAAACAAUGGAAUUUUGGAGAAGAAAAAUGCUGAAAAUGUGCCAAACAUAUUUGUAAGAGUGUGUCAAAUUAUGACCACAUUGUUGCAAUGACAUCAUUUCGUUUGAAUGGAACAAUGAAAUUUGUUGUGAGGAAAAACAAUCCAGAAUGUAAGGGAACAAGCGGUACUGUUUUGGGAAAGCCAAUAAAAAAAAUCAAUUUGUGUCACCAUC
This is a messenger RNA of Perca fluviatilis (European perch), 2993 nucleotides long. Its product is annotated as rho-related GTP-binding protein RhoB-like. Gene Ontology annotation, molecular function: GTP binding; GTPase activity. NCBI's taxonomy places the organism in Eukaryota, Metazoa, Chordata, Actinopteri, Perciformes, Percidae. Gene Ontology annotation, biological process: small GTPase-mediated signal transduction. The record is from RefSeq and is a predicted model, not a curated record. The transcript has a single exon. Bases 191 to 781 code for a protein of 196 amino acids.